Eutrema salsugineum is the source of this 1690-nucleotide messenger RNA. Its product is annotated as cytochrome P450 72A13. Gene Ontology annotation, molecular function: monooxygenase activity; heme binding; iron ion binding. NCBI's taxonomy places the organism in Eukaryota, Viridiplantae, Streptophyta, Magnoliopsida, Brassicales, Brassicaceae. Bases 51 to 1589 code for a protein of 512 amino acids. The transcript has 5 exons. The record is from RefSeq and is a predicted model, not a curated record.
UAUUUAUCCAUCUCUCUCUCUCACACCCUCUCUUCUCUGGGAAAGAAAAAAUGGAAAUAUCAGCUGCAUCGGUAACAGUUUCAGUAGCUAUAGCUGUUGUGUCCUGGUGGGUAUGGAGAACUCUGAAUUGGGUUUGGUUUAAACCUAAGACGCUUGAGAGUUACCUGAGGAGACAGGGUCUAGUCGGAACUCCUUACACGCCUCUUGCCGGCGAUUCCAAGAGGACUUUUAACAUGUCAAUGGAGGCAAGGUCCAAACCCAUCAAUCUUACGGAUGAUAUCAUCCCACGUGUCUUGCCUUUCUCCUUGCACAUGCUCAAGACGUACGGAAGGACUUUCUUUACAUGGCGUGGACAUAUACCAGUUAUCACCAUAAUGGAUCCUGAGCAAAUCAAGGAAGUCUUCAACAAAAUUUAUGAUUUCCAGAAGCCACAUACAUUCCCUUUGGGCAGAUUGAUAGCCACUGGACUCUUUAGUUAUGACGGUGAUAAAUGGGCAAAUCACCGAAGAAUCAUCAACCCGGCUUUCCACCUUGAGAAGAUCAAGAAUAUGGUACCUGCGUUCCACCAGACCUGCAGCGAGGUUAUUGGCGAAUGGGACAAGUUAGUGUCGGAUAAAGGCUCGUCCUGUGAGGUGGACGUUUGGCCUUGGCUUAUGAGUAUGACUGCAGAUGUGAUCUCUCGUACUGCUUUUGGCAGCAGCUACAAAGAAGGGCAGAGGAUAUUUGAGCUCCAAGCGGAACUAGCACAGCUCAUUACAUUAUCUGUUCAGACAGCGUUCAUCCCUGGAUACAGAUUUCUCCCAACGAAACGUAAUAGAAGGAUAAAAGCAGCAGCCAGAGAAAUCCAAAUUAUACUGAGUGGUAUUAUUAACAAAAGGUUAAGGGCGAGAGAAGCUGGGGAAGCACCAAGCAACGAUUUACUGGGUAUACUUCUUGAAUCGAAUUUGGGGCAAGCCAAAGGAAAUGGAAUGAGCACUGAGGAUGUGAUGGAGGAGUGCAAGUUGUUCUAUUUCGCCGGGCAGGAGACAACUUCAGUACUUCUGGUCUGGACAAUGGUUCUGUUAAGCCAACACCAAGACUGGCAGGCUCGUGCCCGAGAAGAAGUGAAGCAAGUUUUCGGUGAUAAAGAACCUGAUACAGAAGGCCUUAACCAGCUCAAAGUUAUGACGAUGAUAUUCUAUGAGGUCCUUAGGCUAUAUCCUCCAGUAAACCAGCUGACCCGAGCCAUUCACAAAGAGAUGAAGCUAGGCGACCUGACACUACCAGGCGGCGUUCAGAUCAGUCUACCUAUUCUGCUCGUCCAGCGCGACACGGAGCUAUGGGGCAAAGAUGCAGCGGAAUUCAAGCCCGAGAGGUUUCAAGAAGGGAUCUCAAAGGCAACAAAGAGCCAAGUCUCUUUCUUUCCCUUUGGAUGGGGACCGAGGAUAUGCAUAGGCCAGAAUUUUGCUCUGUUGGAGGCAAAGAUGGCAAUGGCAUUGAUCCUACACAGAUUCUCCUUGGAGCUAUCUCCUUCCUAUGUUCAUGCGCCAUACACAGUAUUCACCAUUCACCCACAGUUUGGUGCUCAUCUUAUCCUGCACAAGCUAUAAUUCCAUAACCCCAUGUAAUAUUUUCAAAUGAACUUGUUAUACGUAGGAUAAAUAAGAUUCGAUUUACAGAAAUGAAGGGAAAGUUAGAGCACGUUCCUAGA